AUGUUGGGGCGAAUUGGGACCGCAAGAGGACAGAUGGGGACACAGUACCAGUAUAGUGAGACAAUGACGGGGCAUUAUCUGCCGUUGCCACCGCCAGUCCUUCAGCAAUAUACAUUACGUCUGAAGGCGUGUCUAGGGGAUCCCGCAAUGACGCCAAAAGUUUUUGAAGCCAUGCUGCACGACGAGGAGUUUUACCGCGACGUAAACAGCAUGUACACCAAGGAGUUUGUGGAGCUGUUGAGGGCAGUGGGGUGUAGAUGGUUGCGCCUGCACGUCUUUGAAAUUCUGGGCCACGGUCAAGACGCCGGAGGCAAUCGUGUUGACACCGAUCUUGUCGAGGAUGACGGGGCGGGAGCUGCAGCCGCUGCCACCGCAGGCCAUCUUAGUUUGGAGGCGAAUGAGGAGGAAGUGAUGGAACCGGAGCGUGAAGGGAGGCAAGAAAACACAAUGAUAUCCAAGGAACCUAAUGUGUACAAGGAAUUGCACUCUAUAUUGCUGCUGUUGACGGUGAUGGGAUCACCAUACCGUAUGGUGCGGGAUGAGGGUUGCCUUACAAUGUCGUGUAACAUUCGUUUGCUGCUCUGUCGCGACCCGUCUCUUGUCUACCUCGGCCUGCUGAUCAAUUUCACACAGCCGCAUUUGCCAGAUAAGGCGCUGGACGGUGUUGCUCUGAUGCGUGUUAUUGCCCACGGAUGGGGGGCCUCACCCACUUUUGAAGAUGUUUUGAGGUGUUCGUUGCAGGCUCGGCAGCGAAGCAGGCAACGCACGGGUGCGUGUAGCCAACAGGAUGUGGACGCCGCGAUGCUCCAGCUUCCACACUUGGUGAAAGAUCCGCUGCGAAUCCUUCACGAGAGGUUUCUGCAACGGACUUUGCGGGGCGGCACAAGUCAAAUUGAUCCCGUGCCAAUGUGCAGGACAGUACUGAAAAACAUGGAAGAGGCAGCGGGGGAUCCAGAGAAGUUACUGUGGUGGUGCCGCUGUCGGCUGUUGUGUUCCCAGUUGCUACCAAGCUCGGAUCGUGAAGAGGUGUUCUCAGGGCCAUUGAGUGACUUCUUCCGUAGUGUCUGGAGGACGGAGAGGCUUUUUUCCACCAUUUUAGAGGAGGCCGAGUUUGACGACAAUCCCGGUGGUGACUGCGAGGAGUCUUCAUGCGGGGCGGUGCCGAGUGCGGCGAUGCUUGUCGGGACAAUUGCAGACGUUGUACACGCGUGGCACUUUGCACUACGAGGAUGUGCAGCCAUUUCCGGCCUACUUGCUAUCCGCUACGUGCAGAACCCAUUGGACUCGGUGAAUUGUGUUGUCCCGCAGCACCGGAAAUUUCAGGAGGGCAGCCAUUGCUGCCUCGCGGAGGAUUGGCAGUACCGCCUCCUCACAGAGUACCACAGCACCCACCUCGCGCUAUUCACACCAACCAGCUCCACCGGGCAUGCGUCGGCGCUUCCAGCUAUGGUGGCGCAACUGACGGAUAUCUUGCGUCUUCAACCGCACUACUGCCCUGUGCUUCUCAUGCGAAGCCUGGCACUUACGGGGGAGAACACAAAUAUUUCGAUAGCAAUGAACCAUGGCCUCGUACGCGCAGUCGUUGCGGUGAUGCGAGCAUACAUGGACGAGCAACAGGUGAGUGAUGCGGGAUAUGAGCAGCAACAUAUCCGCAGGAGGACUGGAGAGGAGAGGACUAUUGUGUAUGGCUGGAGCUAUGAGGCAGUGAGAAUUUUGCGUUGUUGUUUUGUUGUUCUGGAACGGCUCGCCACCGUCUCGACGCAUGAAUACAUAAAUCCAAUUGUGUUUCUUCUGACCCCCAAUGAGGAGGAUGGCUACGAGCUGUGCCAAGACAUAUGCAGGCGGAUUCUUCACCGUGAUGGCCAUCCCGUUCUUCUUGCGGCUGCCUUUCGCUUUUUUUCGGCGUGCAUCCAUCACAAUGUUCGCGAUGUGGUGCCCGCGUUGCUGCAGCGGGGUGUGCUGCAGACGAUUCUGGAGAUUGGCGAGAAUCCCACCAUCCUCAGGCGGUACAACGAGAGGACAGGUGGAGUUCCACUGUCAUCUGCGCCAGUCGGUUCAGCCGGUACCGAGCCAAGAGGCGCUACGGGCCCACAGACGACAUCGGGAUCAAGCAGUCCGGACGGCAGGAUUUGUGAGACGUACGCCUGGCUAGUCAGCGAAGAGGACGCGACGCAACGUGCCAGCGUUACCACUGGUAGAGACGCCAACACCAUCAUACCAGUGGAUCCUUCCGCGUACUAUGAACAGGCCAUCCCGAUGUUAGACAUUUGCAGCGUUUUGCAGGCCUUUGCCGUGCACAACAGCACGCACGCACAACUUCACAGGCCACAGUUAAUGUGGAGUCUUUUGUGGUCGCUCAUUGUACCCGUUUCUACCGCAUCGCCGGCCCCGUCAACGGGGGUUUCGCCACUGCGUGUCAACACCCGAGCAGCGACGGCGGCAGGGAAGGAUCUCAUUUCGUUGCUUCGCACACUGCCUGAUCUGCGGGACAGUUUUUUUGAGGCUUUCUCUGAGACGCUGAAGGGCCUUGUGGCGGCGUCACAGCGACAAAACCCACCAGAGGAGAUUGCAAUUUCCAUGUGGAAUAUUAUUGCGUGCAUCAGCGGAGCGGAGUUCCGUCAACUUUCGCACCGCAUUCAACAUCGCCGUCAGCGCAACUAUGCACCCGACCACAACAGUUUGAUAGGUGAAAUGCUCACUCAGAAGCUCGUUAGAUACAAAUCAACGCUUUCACAGGCGAUCCGCGCACUCCUGCAAUUGCCGCACCGUAUUUCUGUCGUCUCUGCCAACUGCAGCGUACUGAGUUUGUUUGUAUGUAACAUCCCAUUGCCGAUACUUGACCACAUUUCCUCUGUGAUUCUCAGUCAUGUAACGAAGAUUGCUGAACUCGUUCAGACAUCUGGAUCGGCGCCGAACGGCGGUCUCAGCGAGGACCAGGCAACUUCUUUGCUGUUGUUGACGUGGGCCUUCUUCUGCAGGUUUCAUAACCAAUCCCCACCGGCGGCCAUCUCAAAACUUCGGUGCGAAUUGGCCAAUGCGCUCUUUGAUACAUACGUUGCGUUGGAAUUGGCGCGUGGUAAAGCCGUCGCCGCCACCACCACCAACUCCCCCACUGGUGGCAACGAGGCCGAUCGCAAUGACACGGAAUUAAACCGUGCCGCAACAGAAGGGAGUGGGAUAUUUUUUGCUUUCUCACGCCUCAGCACACCCGCGGCUAUGUCGUUGCCAACCACGUCUGAGACUGAUGUUCCCGCAGACUGGCCAUGGGUGUUUGGGGCGAGCCAUUUGGAGGAUUCUCUCCUAUUGCAGGAGGAACGGAGUUUGCCGGAGGCUACAGCCACGUUGUUUACUGUUGGUGAUGGUGGUGGUGGUGGCGCAGAACGGGGGACGCUGAGUGCGGUCGACCGAUUCCGUGAGAGCAUUGCGUUCAUGCUUCAGCCGUCCUCGGAUCGCCGCCAACAGUUCUUCUCUCCCACUCGGGCAUACCGUCAACAUGGCUUCUUGUCAGCAAACCAGCAGUUUCUGCUGCCCGUGAGCACGGCUCACCUGCUGACUGGGGCAGAGAAGGCCCUGAAGAAAAUUGUGCAAGAGAUGAUGAAGGCUGUUCAGGGGCGUCUUGACAUGGGGAACGAGACCGCAGAGGGCUGUAUGGGUGGUGCGGGGAUAUUGAGGACUCUCCGAGUCGUUGCUCUUGACGCGUUGAAUAUUUCCCAGCUUAAAGAAGUGGAAAUGAGGAUGCGGUUUGCCGAGGGUCCGAUCUCUAUUGUCUGGCGGAAUGGCGGCAACGCGGACGGCGGCUUUACGGCGCUCUUUACUGGCAUUCUUGCGUGCCUGCAGUUCAUCACGGAGGGCGUUGUGCCUCUUAGGAAAUUAACACCAUCGUUAGCCGCAGCGUCCUCACCCUACACGGCAAUGGGUGCCGCCACCGAUAACGGGGCCUUUACGAUGACUGCAAAUUGUGAGGAAGAUGAAAAUGCCGACGAGGACGGGGCGGUGGGCUCGAGGCUUUCGAGUGUUGUAAGUUCCAUGACGCGCAUUCUCGAGCUACUUUUGAGGACGACGCCGGAGCGGAGUUCGACGCGCCGCCACUGGGUGCAGCCACUCCUGUACUUUAUGCUUGCCAUUUGGCGGGCCCACGGUCUGAUGUUUACACCGGCAAUGACGCUUGGGGUCCUCGCGCGUCUGUUUGACUUCAGUACGGACAUUCUAGAUGUGAGCGCUGACCGGUCGCUUUCAGCAUUCCUUUCAAGCAUUGCCGAGGGCGACAAUGAGGACAUGGUGCAACUGACGUCAUUUUGGUCAGAACUUCUUGCGCGGGAGGGAGGGACUGCCGGGGAUAGGGAUGACGACACGGUGCCCGAGUCUUUCCGUUCGCCGAAUGAGGAGGGGAUAGAUGAUGCAGCGCCGCCCGCCUCUCUUCCCGCCUCUGGGGACCAACAGCAGCAGCGGCCGUGUUCGUCGCCGCACGUCUCGCUGGCGGAAUGUGCGAGGGAGUGGGUACUUGACGUCGCAUCGACAUUGCGCUUUGCCGACGGCGUGACGGAGGACGAGCAGAAGCAAAUGCGACGCCUGUGCUGUAGGGUGUGUUGGAUCUACACUACACUCACGCCACAGAAGGAGCUGCCCGAUAGAGUUGCGAUGCCCUCUGGCUCAGACAGGCAUGUCAUCCUGCUGCCCAUCAUCCGCCGCAUUCUGGAGGAUCCCGGGCGGAACUACACGCUGCUGGAGCUGCUGGCAGUACUCAUCUCACAGGAGGAGACGGAGAAAUAUUUUGUUGUGCUCUUUAAAAGGACGCAACUUCCCCGCGCCAUUUUUGAUUGUGUCACAGCGGAGGUUCAACGACUCUCCGACGAGUCUUCGUCGGAUGCGUUCCAACUGCAGAGGCAGCGGCUUCGUCGCAAGGCAAUGUUGGGACAACUCUUUUGCUUUCUUUCAGUCUCGUCGGCAAACACACUGGGGGAGAAGAAAAUGCGUGUGUGCGCUUACUACCGCAGCAGCCCUUCCAAUUUUUGUUGGAUGGGCCACCUCUGUCGCCAUCUGCAUCCUCAGAACCGGACCCCAAUGCGUCGUCAGAUCAAAUAUGAUAUGUCUUCGAGUCUUGUGGCAUCUGUCACGUCACUUCUUAGGGGAUUUGGCUACAGUGACGCUUGUGAGGAAGAAGCUCCGUCGGAGAAUAAAAGCAGUAAAUCGCGUCCUGACGAGGUCAGCGGCAACAACACGAACUGCCCAAAGAAGGCUGAACUGGAGGCAUCUGUGACGAGUGAGGAAAACUUGAAUCGGGAGCCUACCGGGCAGGCUGUUGCCGUUUCCCCCGCAUCUUUGACCAGUGCUGGUAGCAACUCGACAAGGAAGGCCGUUCGAGAUGCACCGAAGGUGGAGCUCCGACUGUCCGAUGUUUUGGGCAUCACAUCGAUAUUGCCUGAUGAUCUCUUGUUGCAAUGUGCCGAGCUUGUGUUGGACUACUUGGCAGAAGAAGACGCCGAAUUGGAGGAGCAACGGCAGGAACAGGAGCAGGAACAGGAACCGGAGGAGGAUGGUCGCGGCGGUAACGGUGGCGGAGGCAGGCAAAAUAAGAAACUGCGCGAGCUGCAUGUUUUGGAGACCCCAGUCACGCACAUUGCGGUGGAUUUUCUUUCGAAGGUACUGGGCUCGUCCGAGACGUCCCUUGUGUCGCACCUGUACCAGCUAAACGAAACAACGAAGAAGGGAUUUAUUGUACGUGCCAUUUCCCGCCUGCUACGCAAUGACAUGUCCGGCUCGGGCCCACGUGUGCCGGUGAUGAAGGCGCUUCUUGAUCAAACAGAACACACAGAGUGGGUGGUGUACUCGGCCAUGGUGAGCGCCGUUCAAAACGAGAUACGGAUGGGCAGUACAUACACCCUGCAAGAGAAGGACGUGCAGGAGUUGUGUGCACGGCACGCCCCUCACGCAAGUGCCUGCAGGUCGCAUCACGGUCGUGGUGUCGCGGAGGUCCACCGGCAGGCAAUCGUACUUAGUGACUUUUUUGUCGCGCUUCGUUCCGUCAUUGACAAGCACCCAAAGGCAUUCUAUACGGUGUUUAACAUCUCCUGCGUUGUAUUCAUCUUGCAUAUCGGAAACCGCGGCAUUGGGCAGGAGAGCGUCAAGACGACUGUGUGGCUAGCGCCCCGCAAACCACCACGCCAGAAUGUGAUGGGCGGGUCACGUACUCCUCAUCGUUUGGCCGUUGAGAAAGUCUUGGAGAUGUUGAUCCAACGUCUUGAGGGGCGGACAUUGGUGCCGCCGCUUGUCACCAGCGUGCUGAACCAUAUCACAACCCUUCCCUCUGUUGCUUCUAUCGUCACGUCAUACAACGUCAAUGUGCGGAUUCCGGGGAGUAUGCAGGGUGUCUUUGCAGAGCGCAAGGCGGCCGAGGAUGAGCAAGCACAUCAACAGCAACAACAACAACAACAGCUUACUGACGCUCCCGUGUUGCGGGAGGCGCCCCUUUUUCUGACGCCAUUUUUGGCGGUGAUUUUGUUCAUGGAGAAGUCACAGCUGGAGCUGCUCGAAGGGUUCUUUUUUAACGUUGCACAAAAGGCGCCCUCACGACUGGUGCAUGUGCUUCUGCAUGCGCUUGAAGUGAUGUUGGAAGCCAUACCACCAGGCAAAAACCGUUUUUCUGGAGAGGAAGAGAGCACAGAAAAUGCAUCAUUGAGAAAUCCCUCUCCAAGUGACAUGGCGUGCAGUUUUUUGCACGUCUUACGGGUGCUUCUCGGAGCUCCGCGGAGCUCUCUUGUAUGGCGGCUUUGCGAUGAGUUGUGGCAGCGUGACGCCCUCGAAGUGUUGUACCGCAUGGUGGAGAAAAAGUGCUGCAACAACGAACGGGACGCAGCGGCACUUCUUCUAGUCAUACGACGUGUGCUGCUGGCGUAUGGCAAGUGCAACAGCACCUAUGGCAAGAAGAGCAGCGGGAGUGAUAAGAAAAAUACCGAGUCGGAUGGUCGUCCCCAGUUGGAGGGCUGCAGUGGUCGUAGUGGAGCCAUGAGUUCGCUACAACAGCAGGGACAGCCGCUGCAACCGCCGCAAGCGCCGCAGGAGCAGCAACCACGGCAGUCAUUAGCCGACUCGAUGGCGGCGCAUGAGGCUAGUAUGCUUCUACUGGAUGAAGGCGAUGUCUCUCGGACCCCGCGUACGCAGCCCUCGGGUGCUGUGGACGACGCGUUCUUUUUAGAGGAUCUCGUCAGGGGGCACGAUCAGCACGGCAGGAAUGGCGAGUUGGACGGCAUUAGAGAUGGCAGGCGGCUCCAAUCGCAUCAUGAAGGAACUCUGACGGAAGUUAUGUUUGAUAUCGGUGAGAUGCUACGACCCAACGAGUCCGUGCUUCUGUACCACAGUCGUGGCGACUCAGAUGGCGACAGCAACCAUGAUAAUGAGGAAGAUACCGUGAACACCGCAGAGGAUGAGGAGAAUGAUGAGGGCGAUGUGGACAUUGUCGGUGAAGAGGUUGACAUCCCUGGGCACGCCCCAACACCCAUCUCGAUGCGGGUGGGCUUGCAGGAUAACAUGAGCGGUGAAGACGACGAUGACGAUGAUGAUGAUGAUGAUGAUGAUGAUGAUGAUGAUGAUGACGCGGGCGAGGACGAUGGUGAAAACGAGGAGGAGGAAGAAGAGGGGGAAGAGGGCGAGGAGGAUGAGGAAGAGGAGGACCUAGAAGAAUUGUCAUAUGUGAUUGAUCACCCACCCUUUUUGCGUGCCACGCCAAACGAUAUGGCGGGCGUGGUCUCAGGAGGACUUGCCGAUGAGUUUGGGGACGACGGCUUAACGUCAUCGCAGCUUCAUGGCCUCGCCGAGUGGGAGUACGACCACUACACCACGACACUGAAUCGAAUCCCCAUUGACGACGAUAAUUGGACGUUGUUUUCCGGUCAGGGCCACGCAGCCAUUCUCGAGAUCAUUGGCCGGCACCGGCGGGAGACGAUGGAGAUGAAUUACAGUGGGGUCAGCGGGGGCGACCGUCAUGGUGUUCUCUCGCGGAUUGUGAGCCUCUGCGAAGCGAUUAACGAGGCGGUGGAUUUAUCGUGGGACAAAAUGUUGAUGCUUGAGCCGCUGCCACCUGUGCUGUACGCAGCGGAUUCGGAGCCACCGCGUGUCAUUCCGCCACCGUUGCCGACGUUGUUCGCGUCUUCUGAAGAAGCUAGCGGUGAGAAUGACGCGGGUGCCGUCGGCGACCGCCACGAAACGCCAUCCGAGUUGCCGUUUGAAGCGGGCGCAACAAGCGAUCCGACACCCCAGGAGCCGGGCGGAUCUACCCAACAGGUGGCGGAGGCUGCGGCUGCGCCCAACACCACGGACACGACCAUCAACGCCACAGUGGACAAUAACAGCAGAGUGGAUGUUGCCAACGCACGCAUCUGUGCGCUCUUCUUUGGCAACACCGAGCCCGGCAGAGGCGCGGAUCCAACGGUGCCACCACCAUCGUCAUCAUCCUUAUUAUCUGCCAAUGCCAAUGCCAUGGGAGAGGCGCGGAAUUCCGCUCCCUCUGUUGCUGGUGUGGGCGAAACGAUGAGUCUUUUUGGCAAUGCAUCAUCUACAGCAGAGAGCGUUUCUCCGGAGCCCCCAAUGGAACAGCAGCCGUGGUUCGGUGAAAUCGAACCUCACUUUCUUGUGGAGCUCCCAGAGUCGUUCCGCCGUGAGCUGCUUUUUGAUCACAUGAAUCUGCUUUUGUGCGGACAAGAGCGGGAAGAGGGGGGUCAACGCACGCACAUCUAUGCUGCAUUUAUGAAUCAAUUACCACCAGACAUGCGAAUGGAGGCCAUUGAAGUCGAGCACCGCUGGCGACGCGUUACCGGCGAAGACUCAGGAACUGGUGGUGCGCAGGGCGGCGACGCGCCCACUUUUCUUACAGAAGUUCUUGCAACUGUUGACCCGGAGGUGCGGCGCGACAUUCUGCUAACGUGCGACUUGCGGUAUCUCGAGGGGAACGCCGCUCUUCUUGCUGAGGCCACCGUACUCCGCGAGCUUCAGAGCAUGGAGGCUCAGGGAGGUGAAGAGGAGGAUGACAGGCGCCUGCGGGAGGGACGGGAAGAGGGGGAGAGACUGAGCGGUGAUGGGGCAGCCGAGGGAGCGAUGUACAAUGAGUUAUUCCAGGCACCGGCAGAGGACUCACAUUUGCCAUGGUUCUUGCAGCACCAGUUUCUUGAAGAACAUGGCGGCCGCAUCGUUCGGCCAACAGGCGCGGAGGCUCCACCCAUUAACUUCAGAGACAACAAUAACAACAACGCCGGUGGUGGUGGUGGGAAUCGGCGACCGGGACGCCCGCCGCGAGGCCACAACCGCGUGACGGAGUCUUUUCUCACCACCCGCAUCCGCGCGUUGCAAAAUCGUUUUACACGCGAAGAAAAAGUGCCACCGCCACCGAAUCGUCAAAAUGGUGAAACGGGUGCCCAUGCCCCUGUCCCCCCCGUGCCAAUUGCUGUGCUUCGGCAGCUCAUGGAACUUAUCUGCUUCGCGAAGGGCGGCUUUCCGUCGCUGGAGUACGGAUGCGCCUCCUCGAGUCUUUCCGUCAGUUCCCAGCUCGUGGUGCUCCUCAUAACUGUGUGCGUGAACACCGCAAGCGCGACGGAGGCAUUAGUGAAUCUGCUCACUGUGGCACUGGAUGGGCCCUUGGAGAGAACCGUUUGGGAUCCGACAUCGGAUGGACGUCCCGGGCUCGAUCGCAGCCGCAUUGCAGUUCAGGUGGUUUUUGUUAUUGAGAAAUUGAUUGAACGGUGCCGCGCGGCCGGGCUGAGUUUCACGAUGCUCCCUGAUGGCGUGGAGGAGGGCGGGCCGCCAAAGCCCAUCGACGAACCAUACAAUGAGGCGGAGCAACAGGCAAUGGACGCGGGGCUUUUUCGACGGCUUAUGGAGGUCGUCCUGCGCUUUCCGUCGCCGCGCGCGGAGUUGUCUUUUACGCGUAUUUUAUCUGCCCUUAACGCGCAGUUGCGGGCACUGGAGGAUAACACCGUGAAGGUGCGGUCCCCGCGCGAGCAGUCCUCUAUGCCGCUCUCCAACACUAUCAUUCUGCACCCACGCCACGCCCAUCGGCUGCAGUGGACAAGUCUUUGCCAGUAUCCAUGCCCGAACGGCAGCUUUCUUUGCGAUUGCUGUGACACAAAACUGUUCCAUGACACGUUUGCGUUCUGCUGUUCACUCUGCCACUAUGUUCUUUGUCCACAGUGCAGUCUUGUAACGUUGACUGCGGAGGAGGAGUCACAACGCAUACGUCGUUGCGCUUACGCCCUUGUGAAAUCAAACGGGACCCUGCAGACGGCCGCACGGCUCCUUUCCCAUUGGAACUGUACAAACGAGAUGGGGCUGCAGACGGUGCAGCUUCUCCGGCGAGGCAUCAAGGAAAGUGCACGGCGUGACACAAGUUUGGUGGAUCAACACAGUCCAAUUGCGGUGGUUGAGCGCAUUAUUGUCGAACUUGCAAAGGAACUCACGGAGGAGAUUCAUACACGUUUCAAUGCGUUUCGCAGUGCUUUCCUUAACAAGACGGCGAUGGGACCCGGCGCCGUGACGUUGUCCGGUGUUGCCGCCACCACAGGUGUCGACCCGGCUGGAAGGGAGUGGACCACGCGAGAGGCGAGCUUUGCGCUUUCUUACCUGAACCUGCGGUGCACAACGAGUCAGUCACACGCAUUUUUCUUGCCGUACGCCGAGACACUUCGACCCGAGCAGCGUGAGGUGUCGCUGAUGUGGCACGCCUCGCAGAUGUAUCUUGCCGAGGUGGCAUCCAUUUUGCAGCGGCUACAAAAUCGCUCUUCUGUGCUUUUGCCGCACGCGGUACUUCUCCUGUUGAAUCGAUUCUGUCAAUUCCACAUGGCGGAGGCGCGACGAGGGUCGUGCUCGGCAAGUCUUGUCAUGGAGAGUCACAGUACCCCCACGGUGGAGAAGACGGAGACGGAGCGGUUCAUGCUGGACACCACACACACACCCUCAAGUGUCUCAGACGCCGCUGUGAACGCCCUCGCGCGUGCCGGGCCGAGGCAACAGCAACAGCAACAACAAACACAACAUCCACAGCAAUCAUUGCGGCAAACUGGACGGUUGUAUCAACAGCAACGAUCCAAUUCAGAGGGUGAAAGUGCUGAAACAUUGGACUCGACGCGUGACGAACGUCCCGCGCUGCCGCGUUUGGUGCGUCAGUUUGUGGAGCGCAAUAAGACGACUAUCAACACCCUCAUUCAGUAUGACCCGAAGCUGCUAGAGGAGAACUUUGCCUUUCUUAAGACAGAGCCCGGAUUUAUUGACUUUAAUAUUCGUCUGCUUGACUUCCAGCGGCACAUCAGCCAUACGACGCAUGGGUCUCGAAUUAGUCUGAGCAUCAGCCGUGAUCAGUGUUUGCGUGAUAGUUUCGCCCAACUCUCAAAGCUAAAGUCCUUUCACGGAUCGUUAAAUGUGCGCUUCCGCGGUGAGGAGGGUGCGGACGCGGGCGGUUUGACACGGGAGUGGUUUCAACUUCUUGCGGAGGAGAUGGUAAACGACGAUUAUGCGCUCUUUAUUCACUCUCGGGAGGGCAUGACGUACCGGCCGAACCCCUUUUCGGAUGUCAACCCGAACCACCUGCAGUAUUUCAAGUUUGCGGGCACCGUUGUGGGCAUGGCGGUAGCGCACAGCGUCCCCAUCGACGUGCACUUUACGCGUGCGGUGUACCGCCACAUGACAGGCGUUCAACCCAUCUUCCGCGACCUUGAGAGCGUCGACCCGGAGUUGUAUGACAAUCUCAACUGGCUUUUGCGGAACGACGUCAACGACUUGGGUCUCUUUUUCACUGUUAGCUGCGAGCGGUUUGGCGUUAUUCAAGAGACGGAGCUUGUGCCAAAUGGUGGGCACGUUGCCGUGACGAAUGCGAACAAGUCUCAGUACGUACGGCUGCGUUGCGAGUUUCACAUGACGCGGCAAAUUGAACAACAGAUGGAAGAAUUUCUUAAGGGCUUCUACACCGUCAUCCCGCGGAAGGAGAUACGCAAUUUCACUGCGCAGGAGCUGGAGCUUGUCAUCUGCGGCAUGCCGGACAUUGACGUGGAGGACUUGCGUGUGCACACGCUGUACGAUGGCUACACCGCCACCUCUCCUCAGAUUCGGUGGUUCUGGGAGGUCGUCGCAUCCAUGACGAAGGAGGACCGCGCGAAUCUUUUGCAGUUUGCCACUGGCGCGUCGAAGGUGCCACAUGGUGGGUUCAGCAACUUGGAGUCGGCGAGCGGGACGACACAGCGGUUCACCAUCACGCGUUGGGGCGACAGCGUUGAUCUUCUCCCACAGGCGCACACCUGCUUCAACAAAAUUGACCUGCCCGAGUACCCGAGCUGCGAGGAGCUGCGAAGGAAAUUGAUGCUCGCCAUCACUUUCGGCAGCAGGGGAUUUUCAAUGCUGUAG
Molecule: messenger RNA, 12378 nt
Organism: Trypanosoma cruzi
Lineage: Eukaryota; Euglenozoa; Kinetoplastea; Trypanosomatida; Trypanosomatidae
Product: ubiquitin-protein ligase-like, putative
Exons: 1
Coding region: 1-12378 (4125 amino acids)
Biological process (GO): positive regulation of protein catabolic process; protein polyubiquitination; proteasome-mediated ubiquitin-dependent protein catabolic process
Molecular function (GO): metal ion binding; ubiquitin-protein transferase activity
Source: RefSeq, a predicted model, not a curated record